AUGACUAUUGUGUAUAUCACCAAUAUCGUUAUUUCAGCAUGUGUUAUUAUCAUUGGUGUCGGACUUCUUCUGCAUCGAAGGAUAGUGCAAGGACAUCGCAUGUUUGAAGCACACUCGCCUCGAGAGUAUCUUCGGCCCAAACCCAUUGACGGCAUGCUUUUUUUGAUAAUGAUCUUCAACCUUCUUCGAUUAAUCAACAGUGUGAUCCUGAUCACUAACGUUGCUGACAAUCCGAUAUCAAGAUCAUUCAUGUACGAGUUUCCUUGGCAAUUUGGAUAUGGCUCGUUCGUACUGUACGUUGUCGGCAUUGCGCGCACAUUGGCAAAUAGCCAUAAAUCUGUUUCUUCAGGAUGGUUGCCUUCCACGCAGACCGUGGACAUCGUUGGCGUCAUUUUAUUCUUUGCUCCAUUUAUUAUCAAUAACACCUGUUCCUUGGCGGCGGGGAUUCUCGAUUUCUCCCACUAUGAGAUAGCGGUCAUUUUCACUCGGCUACUCUACAUAUUCUGGUUUAUCCACUGCACCGGUCUUGCGAUUACCGUUAUGUGGGCAGGCAUUCGCCUCAUCAACGUCUUGAAUCAGCAUUUAAGGAAAGCAGGCACUUCGACAUCGCGAUAUGCAACACUGAAAACCGGCAUUUUCAAGAUUCGUACAGUCAUGAGUAUCAUUGUCGUCUGCUUGAUGUUAUUUGCUGCUCUAUUGCUGGCCUUUGGGUUGUUGCGCACUCACAUCUUAAAAAGCGUUGCUGGCAGUAUUUUUGUCGGCGCGGUAUGGAAUUUUCUGGGGCCUGCAGCUACAAUUUUGGUGGAAAUUGCAAUUAUUUUCAAUCCAAAAAUUGAUGAUCCUAAUCUUGGUCUCAAGUCAUCGAGUGGGGGAAAGACCUCUCAAACAAAUGAUAGCCAACUAUCGACGGUGGGCAACAGUCAAACCUUUGCGUUCAGCGAAUCGAAAGAGCUGCCAACAUUUUCAUUUAUGAGUCCAAACGACGAUUUGAAAGAACAACAAUUACGCUAUGAAGAAGUUUUUCACCGAUACAACCUGUAUGCGAAUAUGAAGAAUUCUCAGACCGAUCAUAAAAUGCCACAACGGAAAGAAAGCGCUUUGCCACUCAAUCCCAUGCACCAGGAAUCUAGCGAAUCGACAGACACGUCUUCAGCAAAUACAGAUUUCGUCGCCCCUGAUGCGUUUGCUUCCCGGGCAGGGCUAACACUACAUCCUGCGUAG
This is a messenger RNA of Radiomyces spectabilis, 1221 nucleotides long. RefSeq lists its product as uncharacterized. Lineage: Eukaryota; Fungi; Mucoromycota; Mucoromycetes; Mucorales; Radiomycetaceae. The transcript has 7 exons. The record is from RefSeq and is a predicted model, not a curated record. The coding region runs from base 1 to 1221 and encodes 406 amino acids.